GGAAGCCUGGCCAAAAUGGACGAAUAAGCGUGACAUCGAUAGGCCAAUCAGCCUGACCACGGCAAUGGAGAAUAUUUUAGAGACAAAAUCUGGGGCAAGGUUAUUCAACGCUUCGGGAAAAGUAAAGUUAAUCAGUAAAAGCCAUAAAGAAGCUAUUCCAGUUUCAACCAGGUGUUGCUCGCUGAGUGUGUCUGUCUGUAGCCCCGAGGGUGGGGGAAGAGGUGAUUGAAAGAUCUGAUGAGAGGGACACCAGGACACAUUCUACCAUGGCAGCAGGAACAGAGGGUUUGGAAGGCAUAGUCAUGAGUCCCAGUCAGAUCAGUAUGAAUGUGACUGACACUACAGCAUGGGCCACUGCGAUGAACAACCUGGGGAUAGCACCAGUCGGACUCACUGGCCCACCACUGGUAUCAGAUCCCAUUUGUGUUCCAACGUUUGACCAUGGCCUUGGAUUAAUGACAGGAAUGGCUCCAGUCAACCCAAUGAUGACCGGCAUCAGCCUGCUACGACCAGCAGUCCCUCCUGGUUUAUCCGUCAUGAAAGAGAUCAUCCACUGCACAAGCUGUACCCUCUUUCCCGCCAAUCCAAAUUUGCCCCCCCCAGCCACUCGCGACCGUCCACCCGGCUGCAAGACGGUGUUUGUGGGGGGCCUGCCGGAGAACGCCGGUGAGGAUGAGAUCCGCGAAGUCUUCGAGAAGUGCGGCGAGAUCACGGCCAUCCGCAAAAGCAAGAAGAACUUCUGCCACAUCCGCUUUGCCGAGGAGUUCAUGGUGGACAAAGCCAUCUACCUGUCAGGCUACCGCAUGAGGCUGGGGUCAAGCACGGACAAGAAAGACACAGGUCGGCUACACGUGGACUUUGCUCAGGCUCGGGACGAUUUCUACGAGUGGGAGUGUAAGCAGCGGAUGUUGGCCCGGGAGGAACGCCACCGGCGCAUGCUGGAGGAUGAACACCUGAGACCACCCUCCCCUGCACCAAUUGUACACUAUUCGGAGCACGAGGCCAGCCUCAUGGCUGAGAAACUCAAAGAUGACAGCAAGUUCUCGGAAGCCAUCUCGGUGCUGCUGGCCUGGUUUGAACGGGGAGAGGUGACCCGUCGCUCGGCCAACAAUUUCUACUCCAUGAUCCAGUCCGCCAACAGUCACAGUCGCAGGCUGAUGAGCGAAAAGGCAGCGCACGAACAAGAGAUGGAAGACGCCAAAGAGCGAUUCAAAAACGCUUUAGCGCGGAUCCUGACUGGAUUUGAGCAGAUUGUUGCAGUAUUCAAGGCUGCCUCGAAGCAAAAGGCUUGGGACCAUUUUACAAAAGCUCAACGCAAGAACAUUGAUAUGUGGCGAAAGCAAGCUGAGGAAAUCCGGAAUGUGCACAGUGAAGAACUGAUGGGAAUUCGUCGCGAAGAGGAAAUGGAAAUGUCUGAUGAUGACUACGAAGAAAGCCCAAGUAAAUUAGUCCCUGUGGAGGAGUCUGCGAACCCACGAUUGGUGCCUAUACUGAAUCCACAGGUGGUUCUUGUUGUAAAUCCACAGCCAGUGCCUGAAGUGAAUGUACAGUUUGUUCCAGCAGUAAAUCUACAGUCGGUGCCUGUACUGAAUCCACAGUCGGUGCCUGUAGUCAAUCCACAGUCAGUGCCUGUAGUCAAUUCACAGUCGGUGCCUGUAGUCAAUCCACAGCCAGUGCCUGAAGUGAAUGUACAGUUUGUUCCAGCAGUAAAUCUACAGUCGGUGCCUGUAGUCAAUCUACAGUCGGUGCCUGUAGUCAAUCCACAGUCGGUGCCUUUAGUCAAUCUACAGCUGGUGCCUGUAGUCAAUCCACAGUCGGUUCUGUAUACACAGAAACCAAUACACAGUGGAUUCCUGUAG
Rhincodon typus (whale shark) is the source of this 1859-nucleotide messenger RNA. Its product is annotated as ecto-NOX disulfide-thiol exchanger 1-like. Gene Ontology annotation, molecular function: RNA binding; protein-disulfide reductase activity. Bases 267 to 1859 code for a protein of 530 amino acids. The record is from RefSeq and is a predicted model, not a curated record. Gene Ontology annotation, cellular component: external side of plasma membrane; plasma membrane. NCBI's taxonomy places the organism in Eukaryota, Metazoa, Chordata, Chondrichthyes, Orectolobiformes, Rhincodontidae. Gene Ontology annotation, biological process: ultradian rhythm. The transcript has 10 exons.